This is a messenger RNA of Fomitiporia mediterranea MF3/22, 3736 nucleotides long. Its product is annotated as drug:h+ antiporter. The record is from RefSeq and is a predicted model, not a curated record. Gene Ontology annotation, molecular function: transmembrane transporter activity. Lineage: Eukaryota; Fungi; Basidiomycota; Agaricomycetes; Hymenochaetales; Hymenochaetaceae. Gene Ontology annotation, biological process: transmembrane transport. Bases 600 to 2405 code for a protein of 601 amino acids. The transcript is spliced from 16 exons.
AGCACGUACGUCCCAGUCAAGAUAUUGCUUAAAGUCUCGAAUGGAUGGGAUCUGAAGAGAUGGUCGACAUGCAUGCUGGGUCAAACAGGGACUUCUACAAAUGAUCCAGACAGGGACCCAACCUCAUUGAACAGUCGAAAGAAGGCAGGUUUGAAGGUUUGACGAGUGGCAUGACAAUUUGGAUUUGGAGUCGUGGAGAGGAGCUAUCAUGAUGGCACGCGUGAAACGGCACAAUCAAUACACCUGACUGCGCCUUCAGUGGACACCUCCUAGGGUCGAUAGGCUUCUUUGAUGCAGGGGAAACAACGCAAAACUACCGACAUAUCACCUCAAGGGCUUGUCUUCAACGUUCUCUUCCCAAAUAAUUUGUGUACCUGACACGUCCUUCUGUAGCAUUCUUCUUGCAGAGUGGGAUAACUCGACGCCUGGAUAAGGUUUGCGACCGCCGGGUCCGAAAAGACGAGAUAACGGAGCAAUUCAUCCGAAAACGAAAAUUGACAAGCUAUCGCGACGAUCCCCUCCCCCCUCUCCAAAUUUUCGCUUGUCUCCCUCAUUCUGUCACCUCUCUGUCUCGCUUCGUGAUAGAGACUCCAGACAAGAUGUCGACGGACUACGAAAAGAAGGAGCACGAUUCAGACAGCGAGCACGGAGCGACUCAACGCCCUGGUGUUACCGUCCUCGACCCGAAAACUCGCUCGCAAGUUGUGAAGGAGAUUGACGCACAUGUUGGCGUGAAGCGGGUGCAGGCUGCCGAAAAGGUCUAUGGGAGGUAUUCAAAGUGGAUCUUGUUCAUUUCGCUUGGACUUGCUUCGUACAUCUACUCGCUCGACGGACAGACGACAAGCUUUUACUUGACGUUUGCCGCCAGUUCGCUUGGGCAGCACUCGCUCAUUGCAGCCGUUGGCACGGCUCAGUCCAUCAUCAUCGCCGUUGGCAAGCCCGUUAUUGCGAAAGUUGCCGACGUGACAUCUCGUGCAUAUGCAUACCUCGGCGUCCUAUUGUUCUACGUGAUCGGAUAUAUCGUCAUUGCGAGCGCUCGGAACAUUGGGGCUAUUGCUGUUGGGAUCGUUAUAUACGCUGUAGGAUACACUGGGCUACAGCUCCUUACCCAAAUCAUCAUCGCAGACAUAACAACACUUAAAUGGCGUGCCCUCGUUUCUUCGCUGGUCAGCCUUCCAUUCGUCGUCAACGCGUUCAUCGGUGCGAACAUCGCAACUGCCGUCAUCGAGCACAGUAGCUGGCGAUGGGGAUAUGGAAUGUUUGCAAUCCUAGUGCCUGCAACGCUUCUGCCACUAAUCAUUACACUAUUCUGGGCGGAGCGCAAGGCGAGGAAACUUGGUAUUGUUGAGCAGUCGCUCGAAGCGGAUGGCGUUUCAAAAGACGCACUUCCGUUUGAGUCGAAAAAGAGUGUUGUGGAACGUGCAUAUAUUGUGUUUGGUCAACUGGACGUUGUUGGCCUUGUGUUUCUCGGUGCAGCGGUUGCACUCCUCCUCCUUCCUCUUACACUUGCUGAGAAAGCGAAGGGUCGAUGGAAGAACCAGUCAAUGAUUGCGAUGCUUGUCGUCGGAAUUGUGUUCUUCUUCAUCUUUGGUGUAUGGGACCUACGCUAUGCGAAACGACCCGUAGUUGCUCCACGUUUCUUACGCAACCGGUCUGUCGUCCUGGCGAGCUGGAUCGGAUUCUUCGACUUCGUUUCCUAUUAUCUUACAUAUGUAUACCUCUACUCCUUUGUUCUCGUCGUCAAACCAUGGAGUCAACUUGAUGCGACGUAUUUUGCCUCUGCACAAUCUGUUGCGUUGACUGUCUUUGGUAUAACGGCUGGUGCAUCAAUGCUCUAUUUCCGUCGUUACAAGUUCAUACUCAUUGGCGGAUUAUGUAUCCGAUUGGUUGGAUGCGGCUUGAUGAUCCACUCUCGCGGCGCCAAUGCAUCAACGGCUGAGAUUGUCUGGACACAAAUCCUUCAGGGUCUCGGAGGCGGAUUCGCAGCAGUUGCAGGCCAAGUUGGUGCCCAAGCUAGCGUUCCGCACGUAGACGUAGCAAUGGUCACAGCUGUAGUAUUGCUUUGGACUGAAAUCGGCGGUGGAGUUGGGAAUGCCAUUGCCGGUGCGAUUUGGUCUACUACAAUGCCCGAUAACCUCACCAAAUACCUUCCGGACGUCCCCGCUGAACAACGAAACGAGUUAUUCGGAUCCAUCACAGACGUACUCACGUACCCACGAGGAUCUGAAAUUCGCGAAGGUGUCAUCUCAGCUUACGACGCAACGAUGAAAGACAUGGUCAUCGCCGCGACAGUGAUAGCAGCCAUACCAAUUUUGCUCGCGCUCGGGAUGCCGAAUUGGUACCUAGGGAAUAAACAGAACGCUGUGGAUGAUGAGGAAGUUGGGCCGGAGGUACAUAAUCGUUGAUGUCGGAGCUGACAAGGCGGUUUAUGCAUUAUGUGGGUUAUGGGGGUGAGAGCUGCGUUUACAAGGGUGAAUGAGUUCUAUAACCUACACAUCGGCCAAGUGAUCGGAAUCGGCAAUAUAAGACAAGGUGAUGCUUCUUGUUAAGCGUAAAUUUUUGUAUUUUACGUCUGUUCUUAUACCUUAGAGUCGAAUUGACGAUUUCACUCCAUGCUGAACAGAUGAACUCGAUUCAACGCAAGACGUAUAUUUCUUUAUAUGAAUUAUUGAAACCUGCUGUCAAGAUUUCAGUAGCCUACUCUAUGGAUCUAUGACCACAUACUUACAUUGUGUUAGUCAGGCUUACAGUCAUUCAGUAUUUCAGAAGAGAGUGUUGUUUUUUUCCACACUACAGCUGAGCAAGGAGUCGAAACUACACAGUAUGACAUCAUCAUUAUUACUAAAUCAGGCUUGCCUGACUUGAUCGCCCAUGCUCAUAUCUCUCACCAGCUUUGUCUGACUUUAGUCUUUAGAUACACCCCGCUGCCAACGUAGUGGUGUUUGCAGUAAAUGCAGUAAAGUAACUUUAUGAGGCAUGUAAGAAGCAGCAGGAAUGUCACAGUGCAGCGUCCGAACUUAUAUCGGAGAUAGCGGAAGUUCUGCCAUUCGUCGAACUUCCAAUGCACUGUCCAAAGGCUGGUAUAUCUGCACAGACGGUUGGAAGAAUGCUCGAACUUUUUGAAGAAAUUGCAAGGAUGAUAAUUCGGUACUCAGAUUCUACUGUGAUAGGAAUGUUGUUAAACAAUUGUAUCGAGGAAGUAAACCAUAAAAAAGAGGAGCUGAGACAUCUAAAGGAUACAUUCGACUGGUGUGUCAAGACAGAAACAUGGAAGACAGUUUUGAGGACUGAGUCAUAUGUAGGAGACACAACCCUCACGCACUUGCGGCCAGUUCCACAAGCAUUCUACAAACUCUAAAAUGCAUGCUUCGAAGGAUCGAGGAGAGAAACGCUCCAAGUGAUAGAAAACUGGUCGAAAUCUGAGUCAAAACUGUUCUGGCUCUAUGGAUCUGCAAAAUCUGGAAAGUCAGCGAUCGCACGCACGGCUGCUCGUCUCUUUGAUGCACAGAAUCGGCUUGCUGGAUGCUUCUUUUGCGAUGCAGACGACCACGAGCGCCGGUCUCCAGAGAGAAUCAUACCGACUAUCGCGUAUCAGCUAUCCAAAUGGCACAGAGAUUAUCGGUCCAUUGUUCUCGACAUUCUACAAAGCAGAGGUGAACUCGACCUUGAGUCGGGAUUGGAGCGUCGAUCUGACCUCCUGGUCAAACAACCGGUUGCUCAAUCUUCCGUUUGUCAC